Molecule: messenger RNA, 1406 nt
Organism: Drosophila arizonae
Lineage: Eukaryota; Metazoa; Arthropoda; Insecta; Diptera; Drosophilidae
Gene: Idh3a
Product: isocitrate dehydrogenase [NAD] subunit alpha, mitochondrial
Biological process (GO): isocitrate metabolic process; tricarboxylic acid cycle
Cellular component (GO): mitochondrion
Molecular function (GO): NAD binding; isocitrate dehydrogenase (NAD+) activity; magnesium ion binding
Source: RefSeq, a predicted model, not a curated record
UUUUCCGCUAGGUGGCGAUACGGCGGGCGCAAAGUAAAGUCUCAGACGUGCGAGUGGUCAAAUUUUUUCUAUACGUGAAAAUAAUCCAAGUGCAAGUAACCCAAAAACGCAACGCAAUGGCUGCUAGAUUUAUACAGAAAAUUUUGAAGCAAUUGGGUUUUCAGGCGGCGACCGAGUCAACGUCCUUGGCCGGAGCAACAUUUAAAGCCAAGGUCAACACAACGCCCGCUGCCACUCGCGGCUAUGCGUCCGGGGUCAGAAAGGUAACACUCAUACCCGGCGAUGGCAUCGGCCCCGAGAUCUCUGCUGCCGUGCAAAAGAUUUUCACUGCCGCCAACGUUCCCAUCGAGUGGGAAGCUGUUGAUGUAACACCCGUGCGUGGUCCCGAUGGCAAAUUCGGCAUACCCCAGGCCGCCAUCGAUUCGGUCAACACCAACAAGAUCGGUCUCAAGGGACCCCUGAUGACACCCGUUGGCAAGGGCCAUCGUUCGCUUAACUUGGCUCUGCGUAAGGAAUUCAACUUAUACGCCAACGUGCGUCCCUGCCGCAGCCUGGAGGGUUACAAGACGCUCUACGAUGAUGUCGAUGUCGUCACAAUUCGUGAGAAUACUGAAGGUGAAUACUCUGGCAUCGAGCACGAAAUUGUGGAUGGCGUCGUCCAGAGUAUCAAGCUCAUUACGGAGGAAGCGUCGAUGCGUGUGGCCGACUAUGCUUUCCAGUAUGCCAAGAAUAACAAUCGCAAGAAGGUGACCGUUGUGCACAAGGCCAACAUUAUGCGUAUGUCGGAUGGUUUGUUCCUGCGUUGCGUGCGUGAUACAGCGAAAAAAUAUCCGGAAAUUCAGUUCGAGGAACGCUACUUGGACACGGUCUGCCUUAAUAUGGUGCAGAAUCCAGGCAAAUACGAUGUGCUGGUCAUGCCCAAUUUGUAUGGUGAUAUUUUAUCUGAUAUGUGCGCCGGCUUGGUCGGUGGUCUUGGCCUGACGCCCUCGGGCAACAUGGGCUUGAAUGGUGCUCUAUUCGAAUCGGUGCAUGGCACAGCGCCCGAUAUUGCCGGCAAGGACUUGGCAAAUCCCACAGCUCUGCUACUGUCUGCUGUGAUGAUGCUGCGUCACAUGGAGCUAAAUUCGCAUGCGGACAAGAUUGAACGCGCCGCAUUCGAGACCAUCAAAGAGGGCAAAUAUCUAACUGGCGAUCUCGGUGGAAAGGCCAAGUGCUCGGAAUUCACAAACGAGAUCUGCGCCAAGCUUUAAAUAGCCAAAGUCUCCGGUGACAAACAGCAAAAACAACUAUUUCGGUAGAGUGUUCAAAAAUCAACAACAAACAAGAGAAGGAGAAGAAAGGGAAGAAGAGCUUAAAGCAAUUAAGCACUCGCCGCUCAAACCAAAUAGCAACAACAACCACAACAA